This is a messenger RNA of Ziziphus jujuba (common jujube), 1200 nucleotides long. Its product is annotated as DNA topoisomerase 1-like. Gene Ontology annotation, cellular component: nucleolus; chromosome. The transcript is spliced from 12 exons. The record is from RefSeq and is a predicted model, not a curated record. NCBI's taxonomy places the organism in Eukaryota, Viridiplantae, Streptophyta, Magnoliopsida, Rosales, Rhamnaceae. Gene Ontology annotation, molecular function: DNA binding; DNA topoisomerase type I (single strand cut, ATP-independent) activity. Bases 1 to 1200 code for a protein of 399 amino acids. Gene Ontology annotation, biological process: DNA topological change; DNA replication; chromosome segregation.
AUGGGAAAAAUUCCUACAAAAACCAUAGAUCCAUUUGGGAAGAACCAUGUAAUUCAGAAAUUCGACUCCUGUGACUUCACCCCAAUAUAUGACUGGCAUCAAAAUGAAAAGGAGAAGAAGAAACAAAUGAGUUCAGAGGAGAAGAAGACAUUGAGGGAAAAGAAAUUGAAACAAGAGGAGAAGUAUAUGUGGGCUGUUGUUGAUGGUGAGAAGAAGACCUUAAGGGAAGAGAAAUUAAAACAAGAGGAGAAGUGUAUGUGGGCUGUUAUUGAUGGUGUAAAAGAGAAGAUAUUGAUGAUUUACUGUGAUGCAUAUAUUGGCGUCUUGCAUUUUUCUAAUCUCUGGAAUGAUCCAAUCAAUUCAAAAGAAUUCAAGUACAUGUUUCUGGCAGCUAGUAGUUCCUUGAAAGGACAAAGUGAUAAGAAGAAAUAUGAGAAAGCAAGGAUGCUAAAGGAAUACAUAAAAAACAUUGAGGCAGCAUACACUAAGAAUUUUACUAGCAAAGAUGUCACAAAGAGACAAAUAGCAGUUGCUACCUAUCUUAUUGAUAAACUUGCUCUGAGGGCUGGCAAUGAGAAGGAUGAUGACGAAGCUGAUACUAUUGGUUUUUGUACACUAAAAGUAGAGAAUGUAAAAGCAAUUGGCCUAAACAUGUUGGAAUUCCAAGCUGGGAAACAAGGCAGUGAUGAUCUCUUUGACAAGCUGGAUACAGGUAAACUGAAUGCACAUCUAAAGGAACUCAUGCCUAGCCUUACAGCAAAAGUUUUUCAUACAUAUAAUGCAUCUAUAACGUUGGAUGAUAUGUUGAAUAGGGAAACUCAAGAUGGGGAUAUUACAAAAAGAAAUUACUAUGAGCAUGCUAACAAAAAGGUGAUGACAGUUUCUCUGGUUGCUAUCAUCUGCAAUCAUCAGCAUACUAUAUCCAAAUCUCACAAUGCACAAAUGUCAAGGUUAAUGGAGAAACUUGGUGAACUUCAGACUGCUGUUUUUCAAGUGCCUCCACCUGCAAGUCAUGCAGAAAGACUAGAGAAGUUCGAUGAGGCUAAUUUCAGGAGGUGGCAGGGGAAAAUGCUGUUCUACUUUACUACUUUGAGACUUGCGAGGUUCCUAACUGAGGAUGCACCACCAAGUGAUGAAGAGAGUGACAAAGAAACAUUGAUGGCAGUGAAUGCAUGGAAGAAUUCCGAUUACUUAUAUUGA